AUGGGACAGGACUCCGACGAUGUUCGUAGCAAAUCGAAGAGCUGGUAUGUGGAUGCAACGUUUAAACUUUGUCGUCACCCGUUUUCACAAUUGUGGACCGUGAAUGCCUUUGUUAAGAACGAUGACCAUGUGAAACAAGUACCUCUCAUUUUUGUUAUCAUGUCGGGAAGGAAGAAGCGAAACUACAAAUCAGUCCUAGAGGCACUUUUGUCAAUCCUGCCUUACCAGCCAAGAGUGAAGAAGGUAACCCUAGAUUUUGAAAAGGCGAUGUGGAGUGCGGUCUGCCAGGACCUGCUGGACACUGAGCUGAUGGGGUGCUCCUUCCAUUGGACACAGGCCCUGUGGAGGAAGGUACAAGAGCUUGGACUGCAGGAGGCCUACACGCAAGACCGUGGCACCCACGAGUACAUCAGAAAGCUGAUGGCUCUUCCAUUCCUACCGACAGACAAGAUCCAGAGAAGAUUUAAUGAGAUACAGCAACAAGCAACAACAGAAGGUUUGAAGAAAUUCGCCAGCUAUGUAGCAGACAACUGGGUUACCAGUCACACUUUCCCACCGGCCACCUGGAGCGUGUACAUGGAAACAGUGAGAACCAACAAUGACCUAGAGGGAUGGCAUAACAGCCUGAAUCGACGCGCCAAGGGCAAGUCCAACAUGCCACUGUACGUCCUAAUACAACUCCUGCACAAGGAAGCAGAUCUGGUGUCGCUUCAGAUCAGACUCGUGUCAGAGAGAAGACUGCGAAGACAUCAAUGCACAAUGUACAAGAAAAUGCAGAAGAAGCUGUUUAGCUUAUGGCAGUAGUACGAAGAAGGUGAGAAGAACAGUAAACAACUACUAGAAGCCUGUUCGCAUUUAGUGAAUCCGUUUUAAGUUAAAAAUCUGUUUUGUAGUACCACUUGAAUUGCACUUUCAAGUUAAUUUAGUAUUUUGAGAAUCAAUUGUCACAAGAUAUCAAGUUAAGUUUACAUGUAAUUUAGUAUUACCAAUGCAUAAGUUGAUUGAGUGUUUUGAGAAUCCAUUGAGGAUCCAGCUUCUUGACUUAGUCUGUAAUAAUUAUUGUAGCAUAAUUAAUUGAACACAAGAAAUUAUCGAGAUAUCAAGUUAAGUUUGCAUGUGAAUUAGUAUUGUCAAUGCAUAAGUUGAUUUAGUGUUUUGAGAAUCCAUUGAGAAUCCAGCUUCGUGACCUAGUGUGUAAUAAUUAUUGUAGCACAAGGAACUGAACACAAGAAAUUAUCGAGAUAUCAAGUUAUGUUGCAUGUGAUUUAUUGUUAUCAAUGCAUGAGUAACCAUUGAAACCUGACCUAGUCUGUAAUAAUUAUUGUAGCAUAAGGAAUAAUAGAGAUAUCGAGUUAAGUUUACAUGUAAUUUGGUAUCAUCAACACAUAAGUUAAGCAAUUUGUCCAUGUUUAUUUGUGUUUAAGAAUAAAUGAACGAAUUCUUAGAA
Messenger RNA from Orbicella faveolata, 1447 nucleotides. RefSeq lists its product as uncharacterized. The record is from RefSeq and is a predicted model, not a curated record. NCBI's taxonomy places the organism in Eukaryota, Metazoa, Cnidaria, Anthozoa, Scleractinia, Merulinidae.